Molecule: messenger RNA, 447 nt
Organism: Malassezia globosa CBS 7966
Lineage: Eukaryota; Fungi; Basidiomycota; Malasseziomycetes; Malasseziales; Malasseziaceae
Exons: 1
Coding region: 1-447 (148 amino acids)
Source: RefSeq, a predicted model, not a curated record
AUGCCAUCGGCUGGCGUUCGAGAAUCCCGCAAGACACAGCAUGCCAAGGCCGCGUCCAAGCUGCCAGAACAAUCCGCCUCAUCUGGAUCCUCAAGUCCAAUAGGGUUGGACAAUACUGGUUCGAAUGUCCUCGGUGAAAGCACAUCUUUGUCGCUGGCUGGACAUGCGCUUCCACCGCCGAAAGCCGUAGCGAAGACUUUGGCCCAGUUCAAGCAAGUCCGCCGGCUCGAUGUGUCGGACAUCCAAGUGUCUGAAUCCUGGCCUGACGGUCUACGCGAUUUGGACUGGCUUGUGAAGGCCGUGCGCCAUAGCCAAAAAGCACGCCGAGACGAACAAGCUCUUGACGAGCGGCUCACAUGGCUCAAUGUCUCGAAGAACCCAGCACUCGGCCAACAAUCCGAUCCAUUGCAAGGUAUCGAGGUAUUGGCCUCACUUUUUGGUACGUGA